Molecule: messenger RNA, 2216 nt
Organism: Erythranthe guttata (spotted monkey flower)
Lineage: Eukaryota; Viridiplantae; Streptophyta; Magnoliopsida; Lamiales; Phrymaceae
Source: RefSeq, a predicted model, not a curated record
CUAUGGAAGACGCAGUACUGAGUCAUAGGUCCAUAAUCGGUCAAUGGGGAGCAAUUUCGGAAUGGUUUCCAAGCCUACAAUUAUGGACAAAGAAAAUAUAAAAAAAUACAGAAUUUGAAGUCAACGGUAACUAUAAUAAUAAUAAUGGGCGUUGCUAUAAUAAAGUGGACUUUUUUGCAUUUGUUUGACAAAGAUAGAGCUGUAAAAGAGUUGUUCAAAUUGGUUCCACAUCAGAAAGAAGAGACUAAUUGAGAUGUUGAGAAGGAGUGAUGAAGAUUGAAGACAAGUUGAAAUCAAAGAUGUUGCCUACAAUGACCAUUCAUGAAUGCGCACAGUCCGGAAAUGUCACUGGCUUCGUAAGGUUGCUUCGCCAUGAUCCUUCUCUUCUUAACCAAACAAGUCCUCUCAUGGUACAAACGCCAUUACAUUACGCUGCUAGUCUCGAUAGACUUCAGAUAGUCGCAUAUUUGAUUGGCUGGGGAGGUCCCGGAAAGCUGGAGUUGGAAGCUAAAAAUGUUUAUGGUGAGACCCCAUUGCACGUCGCUGCAAAGAAUGGAUGCAAUGAGACACUCAAGUUGCUUCUCGACUACAGUGCCUAUAUUGAAGCAACAACAAAUGUACUAUUUUAUUACUCGUUUACUAUUUGGUUUGCUCUGAAUUUAUUGCAGAAAUCAAUGACUCCAUUACAUCUUGCUGUUGGUUACGCACUUGGAUCUGGGGACAACACGACUGUGAAAAUAUUGUUACAAUACAAUGCUAAUCGCUCUGCCAAAGACAAUGAGGGCAUGAUUCCUUUCAACUAUCUUCCAGCAGGCUUACAAAACGAGGAGUUGAUCAGACUCCUGAAAGUCGAUGUUCCAAAUUUAAUUAAUAAUUUUACAUCAGAGCAGAUGUUUUACAAUACAAAUACAACAGGCUAUUCAUCAUAUCAGAAUAAUAAUCCUGUUAACAACAAUUGUACACCACAGUAUAACAAGACGAUGGAGCAGAUUUACAGUACAAUAGGCAUCUCAUUGCCUGGAAAUCCGAGCCUCAGUUCUUCGUCACAUUUUAACAACAUCAUGGAACAGUACAACAGUUCAACAACAGGAGAUCUUAUAAACCUGGAGAUCAACUGCAGUACAUCAUCAACUCCUGUACAACAAAUAAAUCUUGUCAGUACAACGAAUGAUUACAAUGGAAUAGAAGCAAAGAUGGAUGAGUUCGAUAAUGAAAUGUCAAAGAUAGUGGGAUUGAAUGAUCUUAAACUUCAGCUCAAUAAAUGGGCAAAGGGAAUUCUCAUGGAUGAGAAACGCCGAGCCAUGGGAAUAAACCUUGGACCAAAAAAACCACCUCACAUGGCAUUCCUCGGGAAUCCCGGGACAGGUAAGACAACCGUAGCACGAAUACUUGGCAAACUGCUUAAAUCUGUUGGCGUUCUUUCUUCUGAUAAAGUGAUAGAAGUACAAAGAACUGAUUUGGUUGGAGAGUACAUUGGUCAAACUGGACCCAAGACUAGAAAAAAAAUAGAAGAGGCAAUGGGGGGCAUUUUGUUCGUGGACGAAGCGUAUCGCUUAGCACCCGUUCAGGGUACAGGUCAUUGCCAAGACUUAGGUGUGGAGGCAUUGGAAGAGAUAAUGUCGGUUUUGGAAGAUGGCAAUCUUGUGAUUAUUUUUGCAGGCUAUACCGAUGACAUGAAGCGUGUGUUCUCUUCGAAUGCUGGAUUUUGCAGAAGAGUGACUCACUUUUUCCAGUUUGAUGAUUUCACAUGCAAAGAUCUUGCGGAGAUGCUGAUGAUAAAGAUGAGUAAGCAAGACGAAAAUAGCCGGUUCUACGGAUUUAAACUCCAUCCUUCGUGUACUUGUGGUGCUGUUCUUGCGGUGAUAGAGAGAAACUCCACUGAGAAGUUGCGCAAUAAACUAAAUGGAAGUUUGGUGGAUAUUAUGCUGAACAAUGCGAGAGAAAAUCUGGACUCGAGACUCAAUUUUAAUUCCUACGGUGAUGAACUUUUGACGAUAACAUUGGGUGAUUUGGAGGCUGGACUUAAGACUUUAUCACAACGAGUGAAUGUCGUCGAUUGAAAGAGAGAAUAAAUGGCUAUAUGAAGACCUAAAUAGAGAGAUCGAUGCUCGAUUGUAUGUGAAUCCAAAUGCGAAUAUUUGCUGCCAAGUGAUCAUUGUUCAAGUUCAACUACUUUACGUUCCUUGGAAUAAUCGACUUUCGGUUUUAUAAAAAAA